Messenger RNA from Sitodiplosis mosellana (orange wheat blossom midge), 8005 nucleotides. RefSeq names its product kinase D-interacting substrate of 220 kDa (gene Arms). Lineage: Eukaryota; Metazoa; Arthropoda; Insecta; Diptera; Cecidomyiidae. The record is from RefSeq and is a predicted model, not a curated record. The transcript is spliced from 14 exons. Gene Ontology annotation, molecular function: protein binding. Bases 1984 to 6624 code for a protein of 1546 amino acids.
GACAAGCAAAAAAAGAAAAUUAUAUAUUUUUUUGUCAGUUAUAAGUUAUUCGCAAUUCACAGCGAAACGUCUAUUUUUAGCGCCCUCCCAAGUUCUUUUGCAAUCGGACAGAAAAAAAAAAAUGAAACAGUUUCAAUGUUAAUCCAAAUGAACCAACUUUCUGGUGUCAUGCAAAUAAAAUCAGGCUUCGCUUGAUGAUUCAAUACAGUGAAUUGAAAUUCGCUCAUUUUAUCGGCGCUGGCAAAAGAAUCAAUUCUUUCGUGGCUCAGAGCAGAAAAAAAAGCUGAAAUUGUCUGAAACAACAGCACAAAUCAUACACAUUAGAUGACAAUAAAUUUCGCUGAGCCACAAAUUAGAGCCUGAAUCGUGUCAACCAUUCAUCUUUAUCACUCGUUUCGAAUCAGUGCUACUGUUUUCCUCUCUCACUCUUGCUCUUCUCUCGGUGUUUAUUUUGUUUGCCUCAAUUCAAAUUAUAACUUUCGCUUUGAAAAUCUGUCAAGGAUGACGGAUUUAUUAGCGAUUCGCAUGCAAUACACAAAAUAUUAGUCUCGAGCUGGAUCAAAGCAAGUACUUAUUUAAAUCGAUAUAUUUGCUUUUUGCAAUCAUAUUUUACAGAUUCGGUUGCGGUGUGUGUGUGUGUGUGUGUGUGCGUGUCGUUAUGUGUGUGACAUUCACUAGCCCCUAACUAGAAAGAACAGAAAUGAAACAUUUAUUAAUAACACAAUAUAUGUGACGAGAAUAUUUUUGAUACCAACGACAUAAAACCAAAAAAAAAAACACCACAGUUUUAGUUAGUAGAUAGCAGAAAAUAAAUUUUUGCCUGCGACGACCAUAUACCAACAACAUGUGAUAAAGUGAAAACUAAAUGGAUUUUGGAAGUUAUUCAAAGUUCAACCAAAAUUAGAUAAAAGAAAAUGUUAUACCGUACAAAGGGAAAAAAGGGGAUAGUGAGAAGCUAGUCAUCCACUCUAAAUGAUUCAAGUGCAUUCGUUUUGUUCUAUUCAUAAGAAUUUGCCUGUUUAUCACACAAAAUCCUGUUGUUCACACAUCACUCUGUGAGAUGAUUUGUUGUCAGCUGCCCAAAGUACUACACAAUCAGCGAAAAUAACAAGAGAGAGAGAGAGAGAGAGAGAGAGAGAGACAGACAGAAAGAAACAGAACGAAUACACAUCGAGUACGGAAUCAUCAUCGUUUGUGUUUCUCAACGCUCAAUGUUUUCGUACGAAUAAACACGGAACAACAUUCGAUAAUUUGGUCGAAGUGAAACAACGGCUUAACGGCGCUACGAUAAUCAAAUAGCUGAAGAACACCGACAAUAUCGGCAAUAUUUCCGAAAAAAGAAAAACACAGUGACAAUCUCAUUCAAAAUAAAAUACCCAAUCGGAUUUUGGGCCGUCGACGUGUAUUUGUGAAUUGGACGCGUAUUUUUUUGUUGUUGCUGCGUUUCAUUCAAAUAACAAAAGUAUUUGUUAUCGUUCGUUGAAACUCAUUUGAACAACAUUUUUUUUAGUGUAAGAAACUUUUUGAAGAUUCCUUCAGUACCACAAUCCCCAUCGAAACACUAAAUUCGGGUAAGCAUAUAUGGCGCAGCGGCUAUUUCACCAAUACAUGAACUUUUAAAGAAAAAAAUAAAUAAGACAAAAUCAUUUGACAUUUUUGCUUAGUCGGUGGCUUCGGCUCAAUCCACAAUACACACGAUAGCACUCUAGUUGUGGUGAUUUUCUUUUAAAAUUUCAAUUCAAAUUCGUGGUGGUAUCGCUACUCAAUCGAUGAUACGUAUCAUUUCUUUCUGGUAGAAUUUUCGCUUGUUUUUUCGAUUAAUUUGCAUCUUUUUUGAAUAAAGAAGAAGUUAUUGUAUUGUAUUCAAGUUGCUGAUCUAAUUCGCGCCGCUACACAUAAACAGUUUUAUUCGCGAGUUCAACACUAUUUCACACAUUAUCCACAUUUCUUCGGUGAACAACAUUAAAUCGGUGUGGUGAUUCGAUGGGUACACUGGGUCAUCGUGCUUUAUUACAAUACAUUGAGUCAAAUGAUUUAUCCGGUCUGAAGACGUUUCUUGACACACGUCAAAUACCAGUGGAUGAUCGAGAUGAAAAUGGACAAACGGUGCUUAUGGUUGCAUCGGCAAAAGGUUUGUUACCUUUUGCCCGGGAAUUGCUUACACGUGGCGCUGAUGUGCAGGCCGAAGAUUUUGAUAAUUGGUCAGCAUUGUUGAAUGCAGCUAAAAAUGGUCACACCGAAGUGGCGCGACUGUUGGUUGAGCAUGGUGCUGACAUUGAGCAUCGUGAUAUGGGCGGUUGGACGGCUCUCAUGUGGAGUGCGUACUACGGUCAUACCGAAAUCGCGGCCCUACUCCUCGACAAAGGUGCGGAUAUUUUUGCGCACGGUAACUUCCAUUUGGGUUCAUUACUGUGGGCUGCUGGUCGCGGUCACAGGGAAAUCGUUCAGAUGCUGGUGCAACGCGGUGCAAAAGUCAAUGUAGGUGAUAAAUAUGGUACAACUGCUUUAGUAUGGGCAUGUCGUCGUGGUAAUGCCGAUAUUGUUGAAAUUCUGUUAAAAGCUGGUGCCAAUGUCGAUACAGCCGGUAUGUAUUCGUGGACCGCUCUUCUGGUGGCCGUAUCCGGUGGACAUCAGGAAUGUGUUUCGCUGCUACUUGAGCGCAAACCAAAUGUGAAUGCCUUAGACAAAGAUGGAAUGACUGCAUUGAGCAUUGCAUGCCGUGAGGGUUUGCAUGAGAUUGCAUCCGCGCUGAUUGCGGCCGGUGCAUAUGUAAAUAUACAAGAUCGUUCGAAUGACACCCCAUUAAUUCAUGCCGUUAAGAAUGGCCAUCGUAGCGUGGUUGAGUUGCUGCUGAAGCGUCACGUUGACGUCGACAUUCAAGGCAAAGAUAAGAAAAGCGCUUUGUAUACAGCCGUCGAAAAAGGUCAUGCAUCGAUCGUACGUCAUUUGCUGACAUCAAAUCCAGACUUGGAAUUGGCUACCAAGGACGGUGACACACCGUUAUUACGUGCCGUACGCAAUCGUAACUUAGAAAUUGUUCAAAUGUUGUUGGAUCGUCGUGCCAAAGUGACGGCAACCGAUCGACGUGGUGAUACUGCAUUGCAUAUUGCAAUGCGAGCCAGAUCGAAAGCCAUUGUUGAAGCCUUGCUUAGAAACCCAAAGAAUAGCCAGCUGCUGUAUCGAGCGAAUAAAGCCGGUGAAACGCCUUAUGCAUUGGACAAUGCCCAUCAGAAAACAAUUCUCGGCCAAGUGUUCGGUGCACGACGACUCAAUACCAACGAAGAUUCCGAAGGAAUGUUAGGCUAUGAACUGUAUUCGUCGGCGGUGGCCGAUGUUUUGAGCGAACCAACGCUCACUACACCAAUCACCGUGGGAUUGUAUGCCAAAUGGGGCUCUGGAAAAAGUUUUCUGCUGGCCAAACUGCGUGACGAAAUGAAUAUGUUUGCUCGUCAAUGGACCGAACCACCGAUCCGAGCACCAUGGCUGUUGAUUAUCGUUUGCUGGCAUUUAUCCAUUUUGAUCGGUAGCGUUGUUGGAUUGGCCACCUGGUCAUACAUCUAUGGAACCGCUUCGGCACUUAUUGCGUUGAUCUUCUUCUUUGUGUCAUUGCAAUUGAUCAAAUUUUCCAACAAUAACUAUGACUUCUAUUGGCCGUACGCUUUUAUGAGUGGCAUUAUGAAACGAUUGGGACGACUGCGACUCAUAUUGCAAGUGGCAUUCUGUCAUCCACCCGGCCCACAGAGCAGCUCACAACCGCUACCAGUUCGAUUUCAUUUUGCCGAAGCGAGCCCGGCUAGUCCAACCGGUGAGCUUGCUGUGGCUGGCAUGCUAAUCUCCCUGUUUGAAGCCAUCGAAAACCAUUACGGUGCAUUGCCAACACGUUUGUAUAGAGCAUUCAAGCCAAAGCCAUUGAAGGUGUCAUCAAGUUGGCGAUGGAGACGCAUGUGCUGCAUACCGCUCGUCCUUCUAUUCGAAAUCGGAUUCCUUGGACUCAUUUCAAUCGCAUCCAUUCUCAUCGUUUAUUUUGGGCACACGAAAGAAGACGAAAAUGCCACCAAGGAAGGGCUCCUUUUGGCACUGUACAUCAUCGGUGGAAUAUUGAUAGCGGGCACACUGGCGAACAUUCAUGCAUGGGCAAAGGCUCUGAGUUCGCUAUUCAUUUCGCAAAGUCGACAUCUCAAAAAAGCAUUGAAAAAUAAUGAAGGAGCACCAUUGACGGCUUUGGGCGCAGAAGUGUCGCUUAUGACUGAUAUGGUUAAGUGCCUGGAUGCAUUUACAAAGCAACAAAGUCGUCUGGUGGGAAUAGUGGAUGCGUUAGAUUCAUGUGAUACGGAACGGAUAAUAACGGUUUUAAGUUCGAUUCAAACAUUGUUAUCGUCACCAAAUCGGCCGUUCGUCAUGUUAUUGGCAGUCGAUCCGCAUGUUAUAGCCAAAGCAGCCGAAGCCAACAGUCGUCGUCUAUUCACCGAAGGUGGAAUCGGCGGUCAUGAUUUUCUUCGGAACUUAGUUCACUUACCAAUUUAUUUGCAAAAUUCCGGACUGCGAAAAGUGCAGCGCGCACAAAACACCGCCAUGCUGUUCAGACGAAAUGUGGUUGAUAUUCAAAACGAAGAUGUACCGCUGUUGAAUCAUUCGGCCAGUGUUCGAAAAUUGUCCAAUGCCUCGGAAAUUAUGUCAAGCAACGAGAAACUUCGGGCACCAGUGAAUCCACCGCGAAAUAGCUCGAAAAAACUACGCAUGUCGGAAUCAAUUGCCAGUUCAAUUGGUUCCAACUUGCAUCGAAUGAGCACUAUGCCCACGGGACCCAUCGAUCUAUCGAAAAUCGUACUCACGGAUGAUUACUUUAGCGAUGUCAAUCCUCGUAGUAUGAGACGAUUGAUGAACGUCAUCUAUAUCACGGUGCGACUGCUGAAAGCGUUCCAGAUCGAAUUUAGCUGGUAUCGCUUGAGUUCAUGGAUCAAUUUAACGGAGCAAUGGCCACUGCGAGCGAGUAUGAUUGUGCUGGAACAUGACUUGAGCGGUGAUCAAAUCGAUGAUUCGGUUUCACUUCAAACCUUAUAUGAAAAAGUUCGACCAAAAAUUUCGCAUUUACGAGACGCUACACCGUUGUUGGAAUUGGAUCGCGAUGAACGGAAAUUGGAGGCAUUUUUGCAACUUCAUAAGCACGACUUGCUCGUUGCUGAUUUACGUAUCUUUUUACCAUUCACCAUCAAUUUGGAUCCAUACUUACGAAAAGUGCUGAAAGAGGAUCAACAAGCGCUCGAAGAUGAGGGUAUUGUGAUGAAACCAAACAUUCCAUUAUCGAUGCCGAAUCGUUCGCAGCCUCACGGUCAAUUGCCAAAUGUGGCGAGCGUAACCAAUUUUGGUCAAAUGUCAAAUCCAAUGGUUUCAUAUCACCAAUCGAUGAUUCCGUACACACAGAACUAUUUCGGCAAUCAGGCCAUUGCAACGCCCGGUUUCAUUGCAAACAAUUUCCCAGCAAAUACAAAUCCGAGUGUCGGCGAACCACCAAAUCGACGAAAAAGCAUCAUUGACAAUAUUAAUCCAUUUAUUAGCGAGCAAAAAGUGCUGCCCACGGCUGAUUUAUUAAGUGCAUUUCCCGAGGACCUGUUACACGUUCGUUUAUCAAAGUUGUCGGUUGAAGGUCUGACGGCCCUAUUGAAAGAGAUUGAAGAAUUGGAGCCGGCAUUCGAUCGUUUGGCGCAGGCAUUGCAUGAGAAUGCAAUCAGCGGACGAGUCCUAAUACAUUGUGAUUUAAAUGAAUUAAAAUCAUUGCUCGGCUUGAGCUUUGGCCAUUGGGAGAUCUUUCGUUUGCUGAUCAAUUGCUUGCGUGAUAUUGAAAAAUUACAGCCAGCAAUGAAGCUAACUGAAGUCGAUUCGGUGCAGCCAACAUUCCAACGACAAAAAUCAGUUAUCGAGAAACAGGUGACGCUUGAAGAGCAAAUGAUUUGCGGUGCAUUGCAAACGCUAAACGAAGAAGCAUUCGAGGAUGUGGUGGCAAGUGAACGGCCCAGCCCAACCGGCGGUCCAUCAAUGUCGACAGAUUUUAGCGAUUAUCCCUUGCCUUCGGUUAGUGCAUGUCCGUCGUUAGCCAGUUCACCGGUAGUGGCACGCCGUGAUUCAAUUCUCAAGCACUCGGGAAGUGUGAAAAAUACCGAUCGUCGUGUGUCGAUCAAGCAAAAUCAGCCGAUUGUUCUCGAGUAUCUAAGCGAAAAGAGGCCAUCGGUGCAGUUACAACAUGCGGCCACUGCGAUCAAUCUACAACAACAACAACAACAGCAACAACAGUCAUCGACAGCGAAUGGAAGUUUGGGUAAAUUAAAUGCGCGACCAGCAUCAUUAAUUUUAACGAAAGGCGAUAGACCGACAUUUAAGCUCAUUCGAACGCCAUCAAUUGAUCAGGAUCAAGAUGAUGCAACAGUAAUCAAUACCACGAAUUUUACAGAUUUUAAUGCAAUGCAACAACGAUCGACGACGACGAUGAUGAUGAUGAAUGCAAACCAUCAUUUGGCCGCAACCGAUUUGAAUGCCAAAGACGAUGACGAUGAAGAUGAAUCGGCGCCGCUUGUGCAAUACGGUGACAAAGAACUAACCAAAAUUUCUAGUUCAACCAAUCAUUCGUAGCACAUGACAUUGGUAACCGGUUCGAAGGAGCAUAAACCAACAUUUUUGUGCUCCAAAAUUCAAUUUCGAUGGCAUUCGAAGUAACAAUACAGUUCUUCGGGCCAUCCGAAAUUUUUCUUUUUGUAAAUAAUUUUUUUUUGUUCGUGAAAAUGGAGAAAAAUCGGUGAUUUUUUUAAAUCCAAACAAAUUAUAUUUAAUUAUUAAUAUAUAUAUAUAUAGAGUUAAAUGUCAUAUUUUUGCUAUGAUGCCAAGUUUAAUAAUGAAUUUUAUAGCAAACGGAUGAUUGAUUUGAACAUUUAUUGCCGCACAGACAUCCAAUAAAUUUUCCAUUGUUUCUUUUCCUCGUCAGCUAUACAUAGUCUGUAGUUUAAAACUCCUAUUACUGAUAGAGUGGGUAUACAUUUUACCAUUAGAAUGAUCCGUGCAGUGCCCUUUUCCAGACAAAACUACAGAAUUUUCCCCUUUUAGAGACAUAUCUACAUCCUGGAUAUAUAUUCAAAUUGCCUAUAUCCUUACAGAUGUUGAUAUUUUCAAGCUCUACAUUUGAUUCACACGAAGAAAUAUGAGAGUCAACGAGAUUUUUGUUUGAAAUUGAUUGAAUCAAUUUUAAUCUGAAUAUCUAAGACAAAAUGAUGAUUUUCUUCUCUCUUUUUUUGGAAAUUCGUUUUUUCGCCCAAUGAAAUUUAUGAAUAUGAAUUCUAAAUAGAAAAUUAAUGUGCAUCUUACAAUAAAAUUAAACAGAAAUGAGACUAAGCAAGCAAAGCUAUGGUCGCGCUUAUUUUGCACCGCUUUCGUAUGCAAACACCACAAUUUUAUAUAUGGCCAAACAAGCAAAUGAGACAAAUAGUAGAAGAGCCGAAGUUAGAGCGUUGAGAUUAAGUAAGAGAUUUUAAUGGGCAUGAAUCAAAGAGGCUUCCAUUUCACUUUUAUACCAAACGUUUAAUUACAAUUUUAAUUGUUGAAUUAGCGGCGUGAAAGUAUUGAAGAAUGGAUGAUUAGCAAGAAAUCGCUUUAGUAUACAAUCACGUUAGAGGAAUCCGUUUUCAAAAUCCUCUUUUUCCCUCAAACUGGCGAAUACAAGCACAUGACUCAGUGACAGCAAAAUACCGAAUGAAAAUGAAAGAGCGUAUGGUUUGAAUGGUUCAUUCGGAAUGUUGUUCGGGCGGUGAAAUUGAGCACUUUUCUAUUUUGAUUCAUUUUUUCUCGUGUGUACAAUUAAUUACCCUAGCCGGUGAAGUGAAGUGUGUUUUUGUUUUUGUAUCGAUUACACUAGAUUUAAACGGAACGUUUUAGAGCGUUUUUGUGAUGCAGAUAUUAUAUAAAACGUUGUUGAAGUUAAUAAAAUAGUUUUGAAAUAGAGAAUAUGUUCAUUGAUGGUAAA